Pungitius pungitius (ninespine stickleback) is the source of this 2489-nucleotide messenger RNA. RefSeq names its product carboxypeptidase X (M14 family), member 1a (gene cpxm1a). Gene Ontology annotation, molecular function: zinc ion binding; metallocarboxypeptidase activity. Lineage: Eukaryota; Metazoa; Chordata; Actinopteri; Perciformes; Gasterosteidae. The record is from RefSeq and is a predicted model, not a curated record. The transcript has 13 exons. Gene Ontology annotation, biological process: protein processing; peptide metabolic process. Bases 39 to 2165 code for a protein of 708 amino acids.
CUCCUCCCCUCACUCUGCAGCAGCACACAAAGAGGAAGAUGGAAAAGACAUUGUGCACGUUGGCCGCAGUGAUUUUUCUGGGUGGAAUUUCAGACGCGGCGCUGACGGACGGCCCGACACACCAGGCUCCGACAGCGGCGAGGCCCGAGGCCCCUGCCGGCAAACAUCUGGACGGCGAAAACACCAGCCGGGACGGCGAAGAAAAAGAUGAUGUCAGAGGGACGGAAGCCAGGAGACUCGACUGCCCCCCCCUGGGCCUGGAGUCCCUGCGGGUCGACGACAGCCAGAUGCGGGCUUCUUCCUCCGAGGCGCCGGGCCUGGGUCCUCACCGGGGGAGGCUGAACAUCCAGUCGGGCAUCGAGGACGGCGACCUGUACGACGGGGCCUGGUGCGCCGGCUACGGGGACCGGCACCAGUGGCUGGAGGUGGACGCCCUCCACCUCACGCUGUUCACCGGGGUCAUCCUGCAGGGCCGCAACUCCAUCUGGAGCUGGGACUGGGUCCAGACCUACAAAGUCCAGCUGAGCAACGACUCUGUGAGCUGGGAAAGCUGCAUGAAUGGGACAGAGGAAGCGAUAUUGGAAGGGAACCAGGACCCAGAGACCCCGGUGCUCGGGCUCCUUCCCGUCCCCACCGUGGCCCGGUUCAUCCGCAUCAACCCUCAGACCUGGUACACAAACGGCUCCGUCUGCCUCCGGGCCGAGAUCCUGGGGUGCAGGGUCCACGAUCCGAGUGAAGCGGACUCAGAGCUGGAGGAGGGGUCACAAGACGACCUGGACUUCAGGCAGCACAACUACACAGAGAUGAGGAAGCUCAUGAAGUCCGUGACGGAGGAGUGUCCGGACAUCACCCGCGUCUACACCAUCGGGAAGAGCCACGAGGGCCUCAAACUGUACGUCAUGGAGAUCUCAGACAACCCCGGCAAACACGAACUGGGGGAGCCCGAGUUCCGCUACGUGGCCGGGAUGCACGGCAACGAGGCCCUGGGCCGGGAGCUCGUCCUCAACCUCAUGCAGCACAUGUGCAGGGAGUACAGGAAGGGCAACGCGCGCGUGGUGCGCCUGGUGACCGAGACGCGGAUCCACCUGCUGCCCUCCAUGAACCCCGACGGAUACGAGGUGGCUCACAAGAAGGGCUCCGAGCUGGCCGGCUGGGCCGACGGGCGAUUCACCUUCGAGGGGAUCGACCUGAACCACAACUUCCCGGACCUGAACACCAUCAUGUGGGACGCCGAGCUGACGGCGACGGACAAGUCCAAGGUCCCCAACCACUACAUCCCCAUGCCGGAGUACUACACCAACGAAGACGCCAUGGUGGCGCCAGUGACGCGAGCCGUCAUCAACUGGAUGCAGGAGAUCCCCUUCGUGCUCAGCGCGAACCUCCACGGGGGGGAGCUGGUGGUCACGUACCCUUACGACUGCACCCGGGACUGGGUGCCCAAGGAGGACACCCCCACGGCGGACAACGCCUUCUUCCGCUGGCUGGCCACCGUCUACGCCUCCACCAACCGCGCCAUGUCCAACCCCAACCGCCGCCUCUGCCACUACGAGGACUUCCAGGCCCACAACAACAUCAUCAACGGCGGGGCCUGGCACACCGUCCCCGGCAGUAUGAACGACUUCAGCUACCUGCACAACAACUGCUUCGAGGUGACGGUGGAGUUGUCCUGCGACAAGUUCCCCCACGUCAGCGAGCUCCCCGUGGAGUGGGAGAACAACAAGGAGUCCCUGCUGCUCUACAUGGAGCAGGUGCACCGAGGCAUUAAGGGCGUGGUCAGGGACAAGGCCACCAAGCGGGGGAUCGCCGACGCCGUGGUCAAGGUGGAGGACCACGAACACGACAUCCGAUCAGCCGCCGGCGGGGACUACUGGCGCCUGCUGAACCCGGGCGACUACAAGGUGGUGGUGUGGGCGCCGGGGUACUACCCGUCCGCGCGGCGGUGCCGCGUCGGAACGGAGCCGCGCGCCACCGUCUGCGACUUCGCGCUGACCCGAACCCCCGCCGAGAGGCUGAAGGAGAUCCGGGCCAAAGGGGGGCGGGUCCCGCAGGACGUCCAGAUGCGCGUCCGCGCCCUGAGGCUCCGCAAGCUGCGCGCCAGCACCAAGGUCCUGAACCAGCGCAGGGAGGGCCAGCAGCGGGCCAGGAGGGCUGGGGGGGGAGGGUAAGGGGGGGGGAUUGAGAGAACAAACACAGCGACUUGAUUGGGUGCAGUGACCCCUUUAAGGCGGAUUCAACCACAGCAAAGAAACACAAACCAUUACACAUGUUGACAGGAUAUUUAAAAAAGCAGGUUUUACACACACACACGUGAAACACAAUGGAAAGGGACACAAACUGAAUAACUUCUUAAAAGUUUUUAGAGCCUUAUUGAAAUCACAUUUAUAGACGUUAAAUUGUUUUGCACAUGAAUGGUGUCAGCUGGUCUGAUAAGUGACACGUUGUCCAACAGGACCAACACAUUUCAAAUAAAUAUUCCUUAUUUGUCUUAA